AUGCCACAUCGCCCAGUUGAACGGAGAAGGCGGAAGACUGCAGAAGGGAUGAGACCUGGAAAACCACACAUUCAACAGGCCAAAGAUGGCAGCCAAAGACCCAACGCACCACCCGAAGAAUCUGAAGAAUUUUUGAGGGAGGAGAAACAGGUGCGCGAGGAGAAGAACGAUGGAUGGAUGGCCGGGGGACUCACCCCCGAAAAAACGCCGCGCCGCGCCGACCCGCGCGAGGCUGCAAUCGGGCUUCGGGGCGUUCGGCCCGACCCGGCCCCGAGCAUUGAGGCACUGAUUGACGAGCAGCCGGAAAACCCCAUGGUAAAUGGGCGUUUGACAACAACGCUGACGAUGAAGGUGGUUGGUGACAAUGUGAGCGGCUAUCAAGCAGGUCCGGGCACGCCGGGCGGUUCAUUCAGGCAGCAGUUUACGCCACGGGAGUGCCCUAAGAGCGGCUGUCCACAGCCACAGAAGGGAGCUGACGGAUACUUGCCGCAGCGGCGUUGGUCCGACGCAGCUGGAUGGCCGGAUGGAAAGCUGCCGGGCGAAAUGGACAACGUUGUCUUGCCUCCAGAGGACAAUGUACUUCUCGACAUUGUGACUCCCAAGCUGCAUUGGCUUGACAUCCAGGGGAAGCUUGAGUUUGAUCGUGCACUGAACUGCACACUCAACGCCCACUCGGUGAAGGUCUGGGGCAGGUUGCAUAUGGGAACGACUGAGAAUCCCAUGCCACCGAAUGUCAAGGCAGAAAUCGUCCUCUGGGGCAGUGAGCAGUCCAUCACGGUGAUCAUGGUGGAGGGCCUUUUCCUCGUGAACAAGGUGAUCUCGGUGCUGGGCGAGUUCUCGGCGGUUGGAACACCCCGGACCAGCCAGGCAUGGACCAAACUCUCGCAGACGGCGGCCAUAGGCUCCACGCAGCCGGUGCUCAUGGGCAACCUCGCUGACUGGGGUCCCGGAUCGCAGGUGGCGAUCUCGGCCACGGAGUACCCCUCGCCUCCUCAAACCACGGAGACAGAGGUGCGGAGAAUCACUGGGAUGCCGGUCUAUGACGCGAAUAGUGACACCACCACCAUCACGCUGGAUUCGGCCUUGACCCAUCGUCAUUUUGCUGGAGUCGUGGACAGCAGUGCGGAGAACACGCAUUGGCCCCGACCCUUCCUGGCUGCGGCCGUGGCCUUGCUGGAUGGUCGCUCCAAUGUGGUCUUAAAGACUGGAGAGGACUGGGAGGAGCAUGGAGGCGAAGUGGUGAUUGGUGGCUCUUCCGACGGCAAUUGGGAAGGCAUUGCAACGAUCAGCAACGUGGACUUCAUACGCAUGGGGAAGUUCUGGUAUCAAGCUCCGGCUUUGAAGUUCAACUUCCUCGGGGGCCAGAAGAACAUGUCGCGUGUGGAGAACUGCGUCUUCAGCUACUCGCAGUCGGGCGCCAUUGAGGCGAACUACGUCUCUCACUUGGAGCUCGUUGACAACGUGUUCCACAGGACCACUCGUACAGCAGUCUGGAUCAGAGGGACCAGUAGCCAUGAUGCCGUGGUGCUCCGGAGGAACAUUGCGAUUGAGACCCUGCGACACCCCAAUGAGAACACAGAAUGGAUCCGGCACUUUGGGUCUUUCUACUUGGAGGUCAGACCAGCGGAGCUCUAUGGAAAUGUCGCUGCAGGAUCCUGUGACACUGGAUUCAUCCUCCGGCCCCAAAUGAAAGCUUGCCAAAAAGGCGAUCUCGGCCUGGCCCGGCUGCAACAGGAGGAGCUGAACGAAGCGGUGGCGACCAUGACUGGUGUCUUUAUCUUGGACGCAUGCCAGGAUGAUUGUGAUCAAUGCGCACAAGUUCACGGCCUCGUUGCCUGGAAGUCCGCCCAUGGAGGCAUCAUGUCAGGGGACCAGAAUGCCAAUGUGAGGCUUGAUACCAUCCUGCUGGCAGACAACCACAUAGGAAUGGCCUUGCGCUUUGUGCGUGCCACCACCGACAUGAACCAUCGAACCUACUCCUACAACAUCUCGGUCUUUGGAUCGACUGCAGCAUCCACAUGUGAUGCCUCGACAGAGUGCCGUGCCUAUGGCGAAACGGAUGCGGUCGGCGUGGCUUGCAAUUCCGUGGUUGGGGACUACUAUCGCCGGGUGGGCAUCAUGACCCACAUGAUCAACAACAUCCCGAAGUUCUGCGAAGCUGAAGGGAUCACGCCCUGCCGACCGCCAACGACGCCCAUCAAGAUGUGUGUCAUGCCGUGGGAGGAGCGUAUGGGUUCUGCUGGCUCGCGCUAUUCGGAGUCGCACUGGGAUGGUGUCACGUUUGGACAUUGGUCCUCUUCAGACUGUGGCAAGCCCUCAGUGGCCUUUACGUACAACCCCACCAACAUCGACAUUGCGUAUCCGCAAUUCUUCACGGGUGUGAAAUGGCUGCCUUCAGUGGAGGCGGGAGCGCGGGUCUACCUGGGCGAGUCCGGAAUCACGCACAAUUCGGUCGUGGCGACCGGUGAGUUCGACGGAGUGAACCAGCUCGUUCUGACGGAUGUGGAUGGCAGCCUUCUAGGUUCUACACCUGAUGCAUCGCUCGUGACCGUCUACAAUCCGGCGCUGGCCAUCCAGACCUGCACGGAGGUGGGCUCCUCCUACUUUCAAUGCCCCGAGCUGCAGCUCCGAUAUCUCACCUGGGAGGCAGUGGGAGGCCCUGAGAAUCGAGUGCUCAGCAAGUUCAAGGCUUGGAGGGCCUCCGAUGACCGUGACACGUGGUCAACAGGUCCACAGGAGGAGAAGACAUGCCUGCCAGUCGGAGCUGAGCACGAUAGGAGCUGGAAGCUUCGUCCAAAUGAUAUGUACAAUCUCACCAUGUUCACAUCACCACCCAAGCAUCACCGCCUCUUCUGGUUCAACGACAAUCCGGAUGAGACGAUUCGCCUGGACAUCUUCCUGACCCAACCCUUUCGAUUAGAGGUCUAUGUGGAUGGCAGCCUCAUGUCGGAAGACCUGUAUGACACGGCCAAGAAAUCCCCCGCGCGGCUACCGGAACUCACCGACCCUCAUGGCUCCUAUGCUUUCGACCCACAAGCGCGCCGCUUCUACUUGGUGAUGCAAGGAGGCUUCUUCGAUGGACGUGCCGCCAGCGUCGGUGGGGGAUUUAUCUUGCUGAGAUUAUUGCAGGUCGUGCAGGUUACAAUGACCGUGUCCAUGCCCUUAGCAGAUUUUGAUUCGGUCGAGCAAGACAAGUUUGUGAGCAACGUCGCUGCGCUGUUGGCCAUUGACCCAGCUCGAAUCAAGAUUGUGCAGGUGCAAUCGAAGGCACAAGUGGCAGCACAAGGUGGUCGCCUCCUGGAGGCUCUUGAGAUGCUACAGGCCACCCUGCAAGAACGCCUGCUGCAGGGCGAAGAGCUGUCGGUCAUCUUCCAAAUUGUCGAGGAGAACCCAGAACCUGUGCCAGGGGAGGCAUUCGCCGAUUCGGGCGUUCCGCCUCCCGCAGGACAGACGUGGGAUGCAAUUGUCCCCACAGCCGCUCCUGGCAGCCCAACCACUGGAAGUGGAAGCUUCGAAUUCAGUGGAGCAGCGAUCACCGAGCUGGCCGCGCUGGUUCAGAUUUUGCAGAAUGCCUCAGACGCUGGCGUGCUUUCGGACAUUCUUCAAAUUCCGGUCGUACUUGAAGCAAUCGAGCUCACUGAUGUUCCAACCGACCAGGCAACGUCCAACACCACAACAACUUCCAACAACUUCACCACGACGGAAACGACUUUAUCCACCACCUUCGCGAGCACCACCACGUCAGACCCUAAUGCAACCACAGAGCCUGAGGAGGCCGUGCCAGAGGAUCCCACUGUUGCUUUGGUGCAAUCCAUCCUCAUCGGUGCAGUCGUGGGUGUUGCGGUGGGCAUUGUGAUGAUGGUGGUGGGCUAUUUUGUCAGAAGACGCUGGUACUCGAACACCGUUGCCACGGACGAGCCUGCAGAUGAAGCCUUGAAUCCCUGA
Messenger RNA from Durusdinium trenchii, 3945 nucleotides. The record is from the annotation of a GenBank genome assembly. NCBI's taxonomy places the organism in Eukaryota, Dinophyceae, Suessiales, Symbiodiniaceae.